Alternaria alternata is the source of this 1425-nucleotide messenger RNA. RefSeq names its product phosphotransferase enzyme family protein-like protein. Bases 82 to 1425 code for a protein of 447 amino acids. The transcript has a single exon. NCBI's taxonomy places the organism in Eukaryota, Fungi, Ascomycota, Dothideomycetes, Pleosporales, Pleosporaceae. The record is from RefSeq and is a predicted model, not a curated record.
CGAAACAACACUGUAUCUUUCACUAAUCUGCUUCUGAAUGCUUUCACCUGAGGUCUUUUGAUUGACCUCACCGCAAAGAUAAUGCUAUGCGACGACCUAGCUCUGGACUAUGCGGACCGGACAUACGAGGCCUGGAAGCGAAAGCUUGACGCUGCGCAGGAGGCAAUUAUCCAAUUUGUGACCAAGAGACUCAAAAGCCAUGUGGCUGGAGAGUUUGGCGGCUAUCUUGAAGGAUCUUACAACAUAUGCUUGAUCGUCAAGGUCAGCGCAAAGCCCACAUAUGUGAUACGCUUCCCAAAACCAGGACGUACCGCGGUAUGUUUCAUAGAGGAGAAAGUUCGGAAUGAAAUUCAAAUCGUGUCUCUGCUUCGAGAGAAAACCACGAUUCCCUUGCCAACAAUCUAUACCUGGGGUAUGACUGAUGAUAGCCCAUCGCAGAUUGGGCCGUUCAUCAUAAUGGAAUAUAUCGAAGGAAGGCGAUUGAUGGAAGCAUUAAAACAACCUACGGAAACCAAAGAUGGCAAAGUCGAUCUUUGGAAAGACUUGGGCAACUCAAGAGUACUUCAUGCCUACACCCAGAUAGCUGACUAUCUGCUGCAAAUUUAUCAACUGGAUUUCAGCGCAGCCGGUGCUAUCAGCAGAAGCCACACACGUGAUUGGGUGGUCACCGAACGGCCUCUCACAAACCAUAUGAAUAGUUUAGCAACCGAUGUUUCGAACUAUCCAACCCAACUUCUCCCCACUUCAUGCUGUAGCUCGCCAAGGAUGUACUUUCAGCAGCUCGCCGACCAGCAUCUGAAUCAUCUCCAUACUCAUCGAAACGCAGUGGGCAAUCUCGAAGAUGCAAGGAGGUAUUUCAUUGCCCGUCAUCGUCUCAAGCAGUCCAUAGACAGAUUUCUAUACACCAACAACAACACAAGUCCUUUCAAGAUCUACUGCUAUGAUUUUCGCCCAUCGAACAUGAUCGUGGACGAAGAUCUCAACAUCAAAGCUGUUGUAGGUUUCGAAUUUUGGAAUGCGCUGCCCGCGCAAUUCGCCCAUGGCCCACCCUGGUGGCUCACUUCAUUGCGACCAGAUGAGUGGAUUGACCGUGGCUUCGAUUUUGAAGCACUAAAAUCAAGACUUGAGCCGCAUGUUGAGCAAUUCCUACAGGUAAUGGAGAAAGUGGAGAAGGAAAAAGCCACGGACGAGCCUGUGGCGUUACUAUCCGUUCCCAUGCGAGACUCAUGGAUCUCCGGCAGAUUUUGGUUCAACCUUGCGAUGGAUGACAGCUGGACUAUCGAUGCUGUCUAUUGGGCUGCGCUACAUAAGCCUGGAGACGAGGUGCUAGAUGAAGCUAUGGAGGAUGAAUUGAAGGCAUUUUAUCAUGUGAAAAUGAAGCAACUGGAAGCGUUUAACGUAGAGUGCAGGGAGCGUGGAAUCUGA